UCCAUGGCCGAGAUUGCGCCGACCGUCGAGAAGCACUUGGAGCCGCCGCAUCAUGUGCUCCUCGAGACGCCCAGAUCGGACUGUUUCGUCGGCAACGGCCAUCCUCCAAUGCACCUGCAGGCGGUCGACGACCAUGACGUGUACGACGAGCCAGCGUCGGGCGCAUUGGCCUGGCUGCGCGGGUACGCGGCCAAGAUGCGCGGGCGCGACGACCUGCCUGCGCUCAAGGAGGUCAACCCGGCCCUCGAGUUCUUCGUCUGCGACCGCAAGACGCUGCCGGCCCUCGCCAAGGUGCCGGACCUGACAUCGAAGAAGGCGCGCGUGCUCUGGUGGUCGUUUCUGAGCAGCUUUGUCGGUAUCGCGAUCCUCGCGGCGAUGCAGUACAGCGCGAGCAUCUACCUCUACCCGUCCGACCAGAAGAUCACGACGCUCAUCGGGUCCUUUGGCGCCAUGUCCAUCCUCGUCUUUGGCGCCGUCGAAGCGCCGCUCGCGCAGCCCCGCAAUGCGAUUUUGGGCAAUACGCUCUCGGCCUUUGUCGGCGUUGCGAUCGCCAAGGUGCUCUACACGGCCGAGAACAUUGACGAGUACAUGUGGGUCGCCUGCGCGCUCUCCGUGUCGCUCUCCAUGGUCGCCAUGCAGCUCACGGACACGGUGCAUCCGCCCGGCGGCGCCACCGCGCUCAUCGCGGUGACAUCCGGCCAAGACAUUCAGCACCUCGGCUUCUUCUACGCGAUCUUUCCCGUCUUUGUCGGCAGCUGCAUCCUCGUGGGGGUCAGCGUCGUCAUGAACAACAUUGAGCGCCAAUUCCCGCGCUACUGGCUCGUUAGUACUUGAGAGUCCUCGUCCUCUAAUGUAAUCUCGUUGCUUGCUUCUCUC
Molecule: messenger RNA, 876 nt
Organism: Saprolegnia parasitica CBS 223.65
Lineage: Eukaryota; Oomycota; Saprolegniomycetes; Saprolegniales; Saprolegniaceae
Exons: 3
Coding region: 4-834 (276 amino acids)
Source: RefSeq, a predicted model, not a curated record